CUGUCAUCAAAUCCUAUCCAAAAAGGAGACUGGUUUACACUUUACACGUUGCAUCGGUACGCCUUAUCCAUAAAGAAAAAAUAAAGCUAUCCCAUCAGCCGCACCCACAAUAAACCAAUUGUUUUCCCCAAGAACCGUAAAACAAAACACCUAUUGAACAAUGAUGAAGGCCUUCUCCCUCAAUUCCUCCUCACUUCCUCGUCCAAGCAUCACCCCCAGGUAUGGAUUUGCAAAAUCUCAGUUUCGGCUUCCCCAGCAGAGAAAAAACUUCGGUGCCAGCAACAGAAACCCCAACGUUUGCUGGAUGACAAGAGUGGGAGUGAAAGUGCACUCCCCAGCUUCUGUGCCUGUCCGAGUUGCACAUGAGCUUCUACAAGCUGGUCAUCGUUACUUGGAUGUCAGGACCAUUGAAGAGUUUGAGGCUGGUCAUGCUGCCGGGGCCGUAAACGUACCUUACAUGUUUAAAGUUGGAUCAGGCAUGUCAAAGAACCCCAAUUUUUUGGAUGAAGUACUGAAACACUUCCGGAAGGAUGAUGAAAUUAUUGUUGGAUGCCAAUCAGGCAAGAGAUCGUUUAUGGCUGCAUCUGACCUUGUUUCUAAGGGUUUCACUGGAGUUACGGAUAUAGCUGGCGGAUAUGCUGCCUGGACACAAAAUGGGCUUCCCGCUGAGUAAUGAAGUGAUCCAAAUUUGGUUCCUUAACACCACAUCAUCGUUUACUUACCCUAUUAAUCAAAACAUGUUACCCUUACUGCAAAUAUUAAUGUAAAUAAAAGUUAUACUAGAAAUUUUAGAAGACUGAAAUUUAUUUGAUCUGUUUAAAUCUGACUUGAUCUGAUCCGGACGGGGCUACAUAUGUCUCUUUUAUACGGAGUAUAUAUUUUAUAUAUAUUGAGUGUGUUCUGGUACGGAAUUGAAACCAGUCCCACUAAUAAACAUCUUUUAAUUGUCACUACAAUGAAAGAUGUCACUUCUUAAGUGAUUAUUAUUUGUUCACGGUUUAA
Molecule: messenger RNA, 1002 nt
Organism: Cuscuta europaea
Lineage: Eukaryota; Viridiplantae; Streptophyta; Magnoliopsida; Solanales; Convolvulaceae
Source: the annotation of a GenBank genome assembly